Molecule: messenger RNA, 1281 nt
Organism: Hirundo rustica (Barn swallow)
Lineage: Eukaryota; Metazoa; Chordata; Aves; Passeriformes; Hirundinidae
Gene: SUCLG1
Product: succinate-CoA ligase GDP/ADP-forming subunit alpha
Exons: 9
Coding region: 59-1054 (331 amino acids)
Biological process (GO): tricarboxylic acid cycle
Cellular component (GO): mitochondrion; succinate-CoA ligase complex (ADP-forming)
Molecular function (GO): succinate-CoA ligase (GDP-forming) activity; succinate-CoA ligase (ADP-forming) activity
Source: RefSeq, a predicted model, not a curated record
UCCGCCGCCGGGGCGCGCCGAGCUCGGGGCCGCCGCCGCCGUCAUUGCGGACGGGACGAUGUCUCGCUGCAGCCCCGCCGCCGCCCGCCUGCUCGGCCGCUUCCUCCGCCUUCAACAGAAUGGAGUCCGACACUGCUCCUACACAGCAUCCAGGAAAAACCUGUAUGUUAACAAAAACACAAAGGUUAUCUGUCAGGGGUUUACAGGCAAACAGGGCACCUUUCACAGCCAGCAGGCAUUGGACUAUGGCACCAAUCUAGUUGGAGGAAUUUCUCCAGGGAAAGGGGGAAAAACUCAUCUAGGUCUGCCUGUGUUUAAUUCUGUGAAGGAGGCCAAAGAACAAACGGGUGCUUCAGCCACUGUCAUCUACGUCCCUCCCCCAUUUGCUGCUGCUGCCAUCAACGAGGCCAUCGAUGCAGAGAUGCCCCUGGUGGUGUGCAUCACCGAGGGCAUCCCCCAGCAGGACAUGGUGCGGGUCAAACACAGGCUGCUGCGGCAGGGCAAGACCCGGCUGGUGGGCCCCAACUGCCCCGGAGUCAUCAAUCCUGGAGAAUGUAAAAUUGGUAUCAUGCCUGGUCACAUUCACAAGAAAGGAAGAAUUGGUAUUGUGUCAAGAUCUGGAACACUGACAUACGAAGCUGUUCAUCAGACAACACAAGUUGGGUUGGGGCAGUCUUUUUGCAUUGGUAUCGGAGGUGAUCCCUUCAAUGGAACUAAUUUUAUUGACUGCCUUGAUGUCUUCCUGAAGGAUCCUCAUACUGAGGGGAUCAUAUUGAUUGGGGAGAUUGGAGGAAAUGCUGAAGAAGAUGCAGCAGCAUUUUUGAAAGAAAAUAAUUCUGGCCCCAACGCCAAGCCAGUGGUGUCCUUCAUAGCCGGCCUGACGGCUCCUCCGGGCCGGCGGAUGGGCCACGCUGGAGCCAUCAUUGCUGGGGGAAAGGGGGGAGCCAAGGAGAAGAUUGCAGCCCUCCAGAGCGCAGGGGUAGUGGUCAGCAUGUCCCCUGCUCAGCUGGGCAGCACCAUCUACAAGGAGUUUGAGAAAAGGAAAUUGCUGUAAGAGAAGACACUUUGGAAUACUUUCUCCAAAACACCAGUGCAGCACCCGGCCUCUGCUUUCCUUUUGUCUGCUAAUCUUCAGUUGUCCCAAUGACUUGACAUUGGUCAAUGAAUUUGACUUGGAAGCCAUAAACCUCCUGGCUAAACCUGUUUUGGUGUCUCCUUGUUUCAGACAUUGUCACCCUGUUGUAAAUCACAGCAAAUUAAUAAAUCUACUACUAAAUCUGA